CCCGGAAACGGCGGGGUGGAAGCUGCGGGGUUCUGGCGCUGCGCAUGCGCUGGGUGUGGCUCCCAUAGCAACCAUGCUGGACCGGGCCGGGUAUCGGGCGCUGCCGCUGGGCGAUUUUGACCGCUUCCAGCAGUCGAGCUUAGGCUUUCUGGGCGCGCAGAAGGGCUGUCUAUCCCCGGAGCGGGGUAGCGUGGGGCCAGGGGCCGAUGUGCCCCAGAGCUGGUCCUCCUGUCUCUGCCAUGGCAUCAUCAGCUUCUUGGGAUUCUUGCUGCUGCUGCUCACCUUCCCCAUUUCUGGCUGGUUUGCCCUAAAGAUUGUACCCACCUAUGAACGGAUGAUCGUGUUCCGUCUGGGCCGCAUCCGCAACCCACAGGGGCCUGGUAUGGUUCUGCUCUUGCCCUUCAUUGACUCCUUUCAGAGAGUAGAUCUGAGAACACGAGCCUUCAACAUCCCUCCUUGCAAGCUGGCCUCCAAGGACGGGGCUGUCCUGUCUGUCGGGGCCGAUGUCCAGUUCCGCAUCUGGGACCCGGUGCUGUCGGUGAUGACUGUGAAGGAGCUGAACAUGGCCACGCGCAUGACAGCCCAGAACGCCAUGACCAAGGCCUUGCUCCGGAGGUCACUACGGGAGAUCCAGAUGGAGAAGCCCAAGAUUAGUGAGCAGCUCCUGCUGGAAAUCAACGAGGUGACCAGGGCCUGGGGGCUGGAGGUGGACCGAGUGGAGUUGGCAGUAGAGGCUGUGCUACAGCCACCCCACGACAGCCCAGCUGGGCCCAGCCUGGACAGCACCCUGCAGCAGCUGACACUGCACCUGCUGGGCAGAGGCACGAACUCGAUGGCAGGAGGUGCACUGCCUCCAAGGCCAGCAUUGGCUGCCACCCCGGUGGAUACCUUGGAGAUGGUAAGGGAGGUUGAGCAGUCAGCUAUCCACACUGAGGCCUGGACCGGGCCCAGUCCGAUGCAACCCGUGGCCGAGGGGCUGCUGACGGCCCUGCAGCCCUUCCUAUCCGAGGUCCUAGUCAGCCAGGUUGGCGCCUGUUACCAGUUCAACAUCAUCCUACCUGGAGGCACCCAGAGCACCUACUUCCUGGACCUCACUACAGCAGGGCAAGGCAGGGUAGGUCGAGGGACACCUGACCGCAUGCCGGACGUGGUGGUGGAGAUGGCUGAGGCCGACCUGCAGGCCCUUCUGUGCAGGGAGCUGCGGCCCCUGGGUGCCUACAUGAGCGGGCGGCUACAGGUGAAGGGUGACCUGGCUGUGGCCAUGAAGCUGGAGGCCGUGCUCCAGGCCCUGAAGUAGCAGCCAACAAGAGCCACUUAUCACCCAGCCUUCAGGCUUUAUGGAGGAGGAGGCUCCAUCCUGCAACGAGGAUGGACAGUGGAGGGCCAGCCUGGAGCUCCUGGCGGAAGUGGGAGAGGCCAUCCAGCACAUUGCCUCUGUGGUGGCCCCUAGGCAGGCUCUGUCCCGCCCUCCCUCCUGCCAAGUGCCCAUCUUGGAACAUCUUGAUGCCACCUGGCCUGGGUCUGGACCUGCACGAAGGACUGAGGCUUUGUGGAUCCAAGUGUGUGAUCAGGGACCAGAGAGGCUGGGGAGGGCAGAGUCCCAGGAAGAAUUUGCUGCCCCCUGAGGUCAGCUCCCCGCCCUGCAGCAUUCCAGCCUGGCCAUUGUGGACACACGACAGCAGGGCUGCCUCCGCCUGUUCUGCGCUUCGUGUCUGACCUGGGGCCCAGAACCGCACAGGGGCGCUGAUGUUCAUGCUGCUUCCGGGUUCCACCCCUGUGACCAAUAAACAUGGCACUCAGUGGGGCACAGAA
Messenger RNA from Cavia porcellus (domestic guinea pig), 1812 nucleotides. It is a transcript of the gene Stoml1, whose product is annotated as stomatin like 1. The record is from RefSeq and is a predicted model, not a curated record. NCBI's taxonomy places the organism in Eukaryota, Metazoa, Chordata, Mammalia, Rodentia, Caviidae. Gene Ontology annotation, cellular component: plasma membrane. The transcript is spliced from 7 exons. The coding region runs from base 74 to 1297 and encodes 407 amino acids.